Molecule: messenger RNA, 2880 nt
Organism: Lasiosphaeria miniovina
Lineage: Eukaryota; Fungi; Ascomycota; Sordariomycetes; Sordariales; Lasiosphaeriaceae
Product: ribonuclease H-like domain-containing protein
Exons: 3
Coding region: 1-2880 (959 amino acids)
Biological process (GO): regulatory ncRNA-mediated post-transcriptional gene silencing
Molecular function (GO): single-stranded RNA binding; protein binding; RNA endonuclease activity
Source: RefSeq, a predicted model, not a curated record
AUGGGUGACCUGUCAAUUUCCAACCCAAAUGUCGAAAAGAAAGGCACUGGUGACAAAGCCGACAACGGUAACGACAAACCUCCAGGCAUCAAUCAGGUUCAACAUCAGAGAGCCACCCAAUCCUCGGCGUCGGCCCCAGCAAAUACGACCAAGAACCCGACAGGGGAUGCGUCUAAGGGCACUGAAGAGAUCAAGAACAAGACCAGGAAGAUAACUGAAGACAGAGAUCUUCCGCAAAGACCCCAUUACAGUGCGCAGGGAAACGAGGUCAAGCUGUUGGCGAACUUUGUUGAGAUUAAGCCAGAAAAGGACAAAUUACUGUAUUGGUACAACCUCAAGAUCGCUCGUAAUGUUGACAAGGAAAAGGGCUUACCAUCGGGAAAGAAGAUGAGCUACCUGAUUCCGUUGAUUAUCAGGAGAAAUGAGGUUCUUCGGCGAGGGUACGAGGACGGAACGCUGGUAACCGAUUUCAAGGCCACCAUUAUCAGUACCGUGAAACUGGAGAUUGAUGAGUUCGAGAUCAAAAUCCCCCGACCUGCAGGUUUUGAUCAAGAGACGUGUACGGUUUCCUUGGAGACACCAAACCAAAAGGAUGGAGGCGUGUCAGAGCCUCUGGAAGUCAGCAAGCUUUUGCAGUAUCUAAGGUGUACCGAUCGAGACCAAGCUCCCAACAUCGAGAAGUCACAUUUCGCGCAGGGCUUCAACAUCUGGCUGCGCCACUUCUCCAAGUCGUAUCAGUUCGAUAGCGGCACAGAUAGCAGGCCUAUUCUUGGUAGCGGGCAGGUCGUUGUGGGCAGCAAGGCAUAUCCCAUGAAUGUCACAUCUCAAUUAGAGAACCACAUCACGGCUGAGCUCCGGAGCGGAGUCACGGCAAUCAGGGGUUACUUUUCUAGUGUUCGCCUUGCUGAAAACAGGCUUCUUGUCAAUAUCAAUGUUAGCCACGGGGCGUUCUACAAACCAGGAAAAUUCACCGACUUACUUCCAAACCCUCUCUCGGGCCAACUGCUGCAGGCUCUUCACAACUGUUACAAAGGUGCUCGCGUGGAUCUUGAAGAUUUCGGGAGAAGGGAUGAGCACGGCAGGUCGUUGCCGUUCAUCAAAGUCAUCGCCGGACUGGCUGCACCAGACGAUGGGGUACCCAAGACUAACAAAGAACGGGACGAGCCGUAUCCGGAGAAGCGACCCAGGAGAGUCGACGGCUCUGAACUGAUAGGAGGCGAUCGAUGCUGUCACUUGCAGUUCUGGAGGGAAGACAGAGACUCGCCAGGAGGAGGGUUUUACCAAACAGUCUCUGAUUAUUUCACAGAAAAAAACGCGGAACGACAAAAAAAGGGGCUCCCCGCAUUCAAGUUCAGAAAAGACGAUUUGGCCGUGAAUUUGGGAAAGAGGGCCAAUCCAAUGUACUAUCCAGCAAGUUUCUGCACGGUACUUCCCGGCCAAAGCUACAAACUCAAGCUCAACCCCCACCAGACCACGGCAAUGCUGAAUUUCGCUGUGCUUCUCCCUGCCCGCAGUGUCGAGUGCAUUCUCAAAGACGGCCUCGAAAUCAUCGGCCUAGCAAGACGAUCCCCAUCGAAGUUGUUGUUUGCGCCCAAAAGACAAUCGGACUUCCUCAACUCUGGAGAGCAAUUGAUCACCGUCGACGGCCGCCAACUGCGCUUUCCAAGAAUCAGCUACGGCGGCAAAGGGGAUCAUAGCUUCAAUGCCAAGAACGCCGCCUGGAACCUGUUCGAUGCCAGGUUACUUUACACAAAUCCGACUCAGAUGCCACCAUGGGGCAUCAUGUUUUUCUUUAUCAUGCUCAACACUCAAGACUCGGUAUUUUAUCAGGAGCUGAAGACGCAUUUCGAGACCCAAUCCGGCACAAGAGGAGUGUACACGGUGUGCAUGGUUAAGGACAAAGUGCCGAGAGAAGGGGAUGCCAACAAGUUGGCGCAGUUCCUUGACAAUAUCAUGCUGAAAGUCAACCUGAAACUCGGAGGGAGCAAUCAUUCGGUGGGAUUCACUGGGGAUCAGAUCGUGAAACAAGGAAACACCAUGAUAGUUGGCCUUGACGUGACGCACCCGCCGCCAGGAUCCGCGGAGACUGUGCCUAGUGUGGCCGGGAUGGUUGCCAGCAUGGACAAAAAUCUCGGACAAUGGCCAGCAACAUUCUCGCUGCAGGGGAACAGGGAGGAAGAGGUUACAGCCGAGUCCUUUCGCCUCCUGAUCGGCCCUCACUUGGUCAGAUGGAGAGGCCCGAAAAAGGGAGGGAAAUAUCCCGAGAACAUCAUUGUAUACCGCGAUGGUGUCUCCGAGGGCCAGUAUAACCAUGUCUUGAAGGAGUUCCAUUUUCUCAAGAUUGCCUGCGAGAACGAGUACAGGAAGAUUGGCACCAAAAGCCCGAGGAUCACAAUCGUCGUGGUCGGAAAACGACAUCACACUCGAUUCUUCCCAAUCAACCAGGCGAGCGGCGACAGGAAUGGUAACCCAAUGCCCGGUACCUUGGUGGAUCGUGGAGUCACGAGCCAGUUCAUAUGGGAGUUUUACCUGCAGGCUCACAAGGCCCUGAAGGGGACAGCACGCCCGGCACACUAUGUGGUAGUUGUUGAUGAGAUAUUUCGUGGACUCGACAUGAACGGGCCAGUGUUCCAGGGCACGGGGCUUAGGGGCCCUGGAGAUGUUCUCGAGAACCUCACACAUGCCCUCUCAUAUAUGCUGGGCCGCUCUACCACAGCCACUGCCGUCUGCGCACCGGUCCUCUUCGCCGACAAGGCUUGCAACCGUGCGCGCGCCUACCUGAACUGCUUGAUCAAAAUUCCUGCCAAUCAGCGACAAGCUAUCGGUCCAGACAGCAUCCGGGUGGUGGCGCCUAUGGGAGAUAAAAUGUUUUAUAUUUAG